Gekko japonicus is the source of this 585-nucleotide messenger RNA. Its product is annotated as sentrin-specific protease 5-like. The record is from RefSeq and is a predicted model, not a curated record. Lineage: Eukaryota; Metazoa; Chordata; Lepidosauria; Squamata; Gekkonidae. Gene Ontology annotation, cellular component: nucleus. Gene Ontology annotation, molecular function: deSUMOylase activity. The annotation marks the transcript as partial. The transcript has 4 exons. Gene Ontology annotation, biological process: protein desumoylation.
GUGGACCUCUUCAAAAAGACCCUCCUGUUAAUUCCCAUCCAUCUGGAAGUCCACUGGUCCCUCAUUACUGUGAAUCUCCCGAACCGCAUUAUUUCGUUCUACGACUCUCAAGGCAUUCAUUUUAAGUUCUGCGUAGAGAACAUCCGGAAAUACUUGCUGACAGAAGCUAAAGAGAAGAAUCAGCCUGAGUUCCUUCAGGGUUGGCAGACUGCUGUUACAAAGUGCAUUCCGCAACAGAAAAACGAUAGCGACUGUGGAGUCUUUGUGCUCCAGUACUGCAAGUGCCUCGCCUUAGACCAGCCUUUUCAGUUCUCACAGGAAGACAUGCCUCGAGUGCGGAAAAGGAUUUACAAAGAGCUCUGCGAAUGCCGACUAAUAGACUGAAUUAAGGAGGGGAGGAAAGGAGAAAAAGAAAGCAGCAUACCAACAGCGGCCACCAGAAACCGCCCCGCGACUCCCUUGGCAUUUUGUAGAGCCCCCAGCUUGAUAACUUGUGUACUUGAAUAUUUUUUUUUGAAGAAAAAAAAAAGACUUCCAUGGAUUUCAAGCACGUCUUGGGCUGAACCGGUGUGGCCAGCGUAAUUA